Messenger RNA from Syngnathus acus (greater pipefish), 3352 nucleotides. Its product is annotated as phosphatidylinositol-binding clathrin assembly protein-like. Gene Ontology annotation, biological process: clathrin coat assembly; synaptic vesicle budding from presynaptic endocytic zone membrane; clathrin-dependent endocytosis. Gene Ontology annotation, molecular function: clathrin heavy chain binding; 1-phosphatidylinositol binding; SNARE binding. Gene Ontology annotation, cellular component: extrinsic component of presynaptic endocytic zone membrane; clathrin-coated pit; clathrin-coated vesicle. The transcript has 19 exons. The coding region runs from base 597 to 2324 and encodes 575 amino acids. The record is from RefSeq and is a predicted model, not a curated record. Lineage: Eukaryota; Metazoa; Chordata; Actinopteri; Syngnathiformes; Syngnathidae.
CGCACGCACGCGCACACGCGCAUCACCAGCCUAUGGGGCGACCUCUAUAGAGGAAUUCAGGCUUUUGUACGAAGACCGGCUGCAGAAAGGGAACGUUGUUCAUGCGGCGAGACAUUGAGAUUUGAGAGGACACGCGAGGAAGAAGUCUAAAAAUGUCCCUUUGUCGUAUUUUGACGGAGGCCAGUUGAAUCAUGGACGAUUUUAUGUUGAAUUGGUGAUUUUUCUUUUUCUUCUCGCGAGCCUGAUUCGCACUCUCAUCAGCAUCGGCUGAGGUGCGUUCAGGGACACUCGGGACGUUCCGGCGUUCAGCUUUGUUUCAUUUACGCAUCCAAAUGCCUUCCUAUUAAGGCGAAGGUAGUUUUGUUUCUUUUCUUUUUUUUCUUUUUUUUAAGCGAACGUAUGACUCGUCGCUGCUCGUUGCCCUCUUCCUCCUUCUUCUCAUCAUCCUCCCCUCGCAGACACGGCCGAUCCUCGCAGAGGGCAUUACCCACCACCUCCUCCCCUCCACUAAAGACAUUUUGAUCGUCCUCUACUACGACUCCCCCCCAUCCCCGUCACCUCCUACAGGCUCCAGCCGAAGCCGCUCCUCCUCCACCAUGUCCGGGCCGACUCUGACGGACCGGAUCGCCGCCGCGCAGCACAGCAUGAGCGGCUCGGCCAUCAGCAAAGCCGUGUGCAAGGCCACGACGCACGAAGUGAGCGGACCCAAGAAGAAGCACCUUGACUACCUGAUCCACUGCACCAACGAGCUGAAUGUCAGCAUCCCUCACCUGGCGGACACGCUGCUGGAGCGCACGGCUAGCAACAGCUGGAUCGUGGUCUUCAAGGCACUUAUCGCCACGCAUCACCUCAUGAUGUACGGCAACGAGAGACUGAUGCAGUACGUCGCCUCCAGAAACACGCUCUUCAACCUCAACAACUUUCUAGAUAAGGCCGCGCUACAAGGAUACAACAUGUCCACCUUCAUCAGACGCUACAGUCGCUACCUGAACGAAAAAGCCAUGUCGUUCCGGUUAGCGGCGGUGGACUUCACCAAGAUGAAGCGAGGGGUCGACGGCGUGAUGCGCACCAUGAACACGGAUAAGCUGAUUAAGACGCUGCCGAUCAUUCAGAACCAGCUGGACGCACUGCUGGAUUUUCAGCCCAACUCCAACGAGCUGAGCAACGGCGUCAUCAACACUGCCUUCAUGCUGCUCUUCAAAGACUCCAUACGGUUGUUUGCCGCGUACAACGAGGGCGUCAUCAACAUGCUGGAGAAGUACUUUGACAUGAAGAAGAACCAGUGCAAAGAGGCGCUGGAGCUCUACAAGACCUUCCUCAACAGGAUGACCAAACUGUCCGAGUUUCUCAAAGUGGCCGAGCAAGUUGGGAUAGAUCAGGGCGACAGCCCCGAUCUCACACAGGCUCCCAACUCGCUCCUGGAGGCUCUGGAGCAACAUUUAGCUUCUCUGGAAGGCCGGAAGCUCAAAGACCUCUCCACUGCCAGCAGAUCCAGCACUCUGUCCAGCACGGUGUCGUCCCUCUCCAGUACCGGGAUCUCCCUCAGUCGAAUGGAUGACAAGACCGACGACAACAGACUGCAGCAACACAAGGACGACGGUCAUAAGAUGAUCGAUAUCCAGACGCCCAACGCGUCGCCCGGCACCCAAUCGGUGGGCAGUGCCAACAGCAGCGGGGGAGCCACGGACCUGUUCUCCAGCUCGCCCCUUGUAGCCGUCAACAACCAUGUGCCAAACUUGACCGGUGAGCUGUUCACCUUGCAGCCCCACUUUGCCCCCCUUCAGACCACACACACUGUGCCCAACAACGCCUGGGGAGGUGACUUGCUCAAGCCGAUCCCGCCCACUCAGAUUCACAACCCCGGAGCCCCGCUGCACUCUGGUAAGAUGCUCCCCAGCGAUUUGGACUCUUCAUUAGCCAACCUCGUCGGGAACUUGCAAUUUGGGGGGACGCAAGCCAAAAGGCCUGAGCUGCAGUGGAGUCAGCUGGUGGAGAAGAAGCCGACAGGGGGGAGCGGCUGGCAGACCAAAACUAUGUGCACCAGCACAAACUGGACUCACUCUCCUCAUCCCAUGGCUCCGGCUCCCAUGCCUGUCCCUCAGAUGAAUGGAGUGAUCUACACCGGCUAUGCUCCAGCUCCAGUAGCUUUUCCUAUGACAACCCCCCAAGUGCCUGUCUAUGGAAUGCAGCUCCCCCCUCAAAUGAGCCAUCACAUGGGGGGUGUUCCCAUGAUGCCCCCGCAGCCUGUUAUGUACAACCAGCCGGUCCUGAGACCCACUAAUCCCUUCGGACCCAUCCCGGGGACGCAGAUGCACUUCAUGUAGAGACGCUGCUGUAACCAUGGCAGCAGAGCUGAGAGCGCCACAGAGGAAGACAACAGAAGGAUGGCGAAGGAAGAGAAGAGGGGACACAUAGGGAGGAAAAAAACAACCAACGCACAUCCCUCCUCGCUUCCCAAACCCUGUGCCAACCGGUCCCCCCAAAAAUAAACGCCCAGAGGCGCCAGAAGCUUAGCACCCGAUAUUCCACUCACACCUCACAUCCUUUGAUUUGCCGAAAACGACCUGUGAUGACGCUACGGCCGCUGAAGCUGCUCCAUCGCCACCUCCUGACCCGAUUUCCCCACCAGUUAGACCUCCAAUUCGACCCUCCCUGUCCCGGAGUUAAACAAACGGGAUGGUAUGCUGACACUUUACUCCAUGUGACCUUUGCCAAGGUUGUGGGUGUAUGUGUGUGUCCCGCGCAGGAGAUUUUUAUCGUCUUGUACCGAUUGGGUCAACCAUCAACCUGAUGUCGGAUAGCGUCAGAUUUUUGUAAACGUUUUUACAUGUCGGUGUUCCGCAUCAUUGUUUUGUAGCCAAAUUUGUUCUCGUUUGCCAACUAUACAUACGACUAACUUGGUGUGGGAGUGGGGUGGGUGGGGCAUGCUUGUGUGUGUGUGUGUGUGUGUGUGUGUGUGUGUGUGUGUGUGUGUAUGAGUUCUCUUUUGGUACCUAAUGUCAGGACCGUGUUUUCCAACUGCACUGGAACUGCUGUCAAAAAUCACACUGAGCCACACCCAGGAAUUGCAAAAUGUGGAUGUAAUCAAAAAGCUUUUACUACUUGCUCUUCAUUUUGUGGCAGUGCAAUAUCAUGCAAAAAUCAUAUCUUUUGUUUUGUGGUGUUGUGCCAGUCAUGCCGACAACAGAAUUAUGUACAGUAACAGUUUUUAUGUACACAAAUGCACUGAGCGCCAAUUCAAUGGUCUCCCAUGCCAAAUGAUCAAAGGCCCCCAAGUGAUGUGAUGAAAUGAUGUCCUUACUGAUAUGAAGAAAAAAGGCUGACAUUUAUGCAUAGGAUGUGCAAAGGUCAA